UCUGCGGCAAACUAUGGCCGUUGAGUAUGCUGGUGUUGGAAGAUAUAGAGAAAGAGAUAGGACGUGACGUGAUGCGAUUGAAAGAAAUGGUGGUAACAGUUCCAGAGGGGUAUUCGAAGGAUAGAAAACAGCCUAUAGAAGAAGAAGAUCUUAAUAUGGCAGACGAAGAAGAAGUAAUUGAUAUAGAGACCCUACAAGAUGAUAACCUUCCGAUUGUUCAUGCAAUUUACUUGAUCUUUCAAAAAGUUUAACUCGUUUUAAUGGUUUUAAUUUUAGUAAUCCCGAAACAAAAAAAGUUGAUUCGGAUUUUUUGGUUGGCAGAAUUUCACAAAUCUAGGCUUCUGCCAAAUGGCCUGUAAUAUGAAUUUGCCCAACACUAACACCUUCCUACUAUGGCUUUUCUCUUUUUUUUUUAUAUAUAUCUCGUUAUUUUUCCCUCAAUAAAAAACGCUGUAAUUCUAUACUUAUUUUCAUGACAAUACAAGCAUUUGAAGAUGAAAAGUAUAAACCGUGGAGUGAGGAAUACAUUGCGUACGGAGCGAUUCUAAGAGGGUUGACAUCGAUCUGUCAAAGCGGACAUUGGACUGAAAAAGACGAGGACGGAUUUGAAUCUGCCAUUCGAGUGGAAGCGGGUAAAGUUAAUAUAUUUAUUAUCCGCAAACAGCGUGAGCUGGAAACACGAUUUGCCUACUGUCAAAGGAUAGUAGCACGGGCACAAACAGAUUCUAUUUCGAACUGGCGUUCCUCAACAAGUCAAACGUUGAAGGAGAUCUUAGCAGAGCUUGUCGAGUUGAACCGUUAUGUGCGCAACAAUUUCAAAGCAUUGGAGCAUCUUGUACAAGAACAUAGAAAAUGGACAGAUACGAAUCUAUGGAGUUUAUUUGUAGAGAUUUGCAGAGAUCGUGCAUUAGAUAACCAAAGAUUUGAUGAUUUAUUUGUAAAUGUCUGUUCGCUCAUCGAUAACCUAAAAAGGAAGGAGGAAAGAUCAAUUCUGGCUGACAAAUCAGAUACCAAACAAGAGAUGCAAUUUGUCAGCGCCCGAUUCUGGGUGCAUAAGGACAAUAUCACGGAGGUCAAAGUAAUAUUAUUGUUUCAUAUGCCAAUGCAGAUAGUAGCGUCCGAUGACACCUAUUUUGAGCAAUCUGAGCAUUCCAGAUCAGUGAUUUAUCUUGACAAUGAUGAUUUCCAGCAAUAUACAGGCGCGUUAGAGUUUGAUGAUGCGGCCGAAUCGAUCAGUGUCUCUUGGUGCAAUGACAUUGAUUUAACAAACAGUAUUUCCGUCUAUCGUACGGCGCUAAGAUCAGCCGACGGUGAUGAUGGAGGGCCGACAUCAGAUCAAAUUAUGUUGGGCAAAUCACGCAUCGUUGGUUUUCUGACAGGGACCUAUUCGACAGAUAGCCUGGCUGAAGAUUUACGCACUGACGGAUACGCGCAAGAAUAUAUCGAUGGCAGCUGUCGUACAGCUCAGCAGAUCCAGACAUCUAUAACAAAUAAACGGUUAAAGCCAAAGGCGCUUGUUCAGAUGAACAGAUUUUUAUUUUUAUCACCCGAGGAUGCGGCCUUCUCUGUGUCACUGAAUACAGAUUUAAAAUAUACCCAACUGGACGGAGCAGAGAUGGAGUGGAGCCAUCUGUUCCAUGGUGGAUCCUCCUCAGCCUCAGCAUCGUUCUCUUCACGAGCAUCCCAAUCGAACGAGGGUCGUCAACACUACACGUUCCCUUAUGCAUUACUUGAAACGCAGUUCCAUACGAGGCUGGAUGGCAACAUUCCGCAAUGGCUGUUGGAACUCUCUGAAGCCAAGCUGAUUUAUGAAGUACCUCGAUUCACGCUGUUUGUAGAUAGUGUGGCGCAACUAUGGCGUCCUCAGUUAGCCAUUCUGCCGUGGUGGCUCGACAUGAUGGAUCAAGAUAUCCGUCGUGCGGAACAAGACAAGCGGAAGAUGAAAGGAGAACAAGCGCUUGUAAGUAGGACAGAUACUGCACAAGCAGUCAAUGUGCACCGUGUAGGCUAUUUAGAGUCUAGGCUGCGGCGACCACGAUUGUUCGAACCCACCCCAUGUGCAGCUUCGACUAUGGCAAAGGAGGAGGAUGCUAGGUCACAUCGAUCGAGUGAGGACAGCAGCGAACAGCAGAGCAUGUUUCUAGACUAUUAUUACAGCGGACGAGCUGGGAAUUCACCGGCCUAUUUACUGCAAAGAGUGGAGUCGGUCAAGAAAGACGAUCAGCUCCGUAAAGAGGCUAUUAUACAAAUCGAAGAAGAAGAGAAGCGAAUAAAAAAAGAGAAAAAGAAAAAGAAGAAGAAGGGACAGAUGCUCGAACCAAAGAUCUUUUUCGCGAACGAAAGGGUCUUUCUAAAGUAUCUUCAAUUUUCUGCGUUAAUUAUGACAGCUGCUCUGACACUGCUCAACUUUGGUGAUUAUAUCAGUACAAUAGCAGGCGCCACUUUUUUCGGUAUUUCGACCGUGAUUGUGAUCUAUUCCACCUUUAGAUAUCGUUUACGGUCGUAUCAGAUCAAGACAUUUCCUGGUGUACGGUAUGAUGAUCGAUUCGGCCCUGUCGGGCUUUGCGCAUUAUUGGUAGGCGCGAUGGUGUUGAACUUUGUACUUCGUUGGGAACAUCCCUCUGCCACAGCUACAUAUUUGGGAACGAAUCAGCAGACAGGGCAACAAAGCAAUCAACAAACAUAAACAUACAAUUAUCUAUAAUCUCAAACAGCAAAAAAAAAAAGCUCGUGUUUUUUUGCCC
Mycotypha africana is the source of this 2744-nucleotide messenger RNA. Its product is annotated as VTC domain-containing protein. The transcript is spliced from 2 exons. Lineage: Eukaryota; Fungi; Mucoromycota; Mucoromycetes; Mucorales; Mycotyphaceae. The record is from RefSeq and is a predicted model, not a curated record. Bases 473 to 2686 code for a protein of 737 amino acids.